GGAAAGAGCAGGAAAGGAGUGUUUACCAGCAGCACUGCCUGCUAUCACGCCAUCUCUAGGGAGAGAGCACAGGGAGUAAACUGGAGAGGAAGAACAGAAGAGAGACGACAGAGAGAGAGAGAGAGAGAGAGAGAUAGAGAGAGAGAGGGAGAGAGAGAGAGUAAAGUGGAGAGGAAGAGCAGAAGAGACGGCAGAACGAGGGGGAAAGUAGAGAGAAAGAAGAGAAGAGAGAGCACGCGGAGUAAAGUGGAGAGCAGAAAAGAGAGGAGAGGAGAUAAAAGAGUUUGAAACAAAUAUAAAGAAGAGGAAAGGAAAAGAGAGGAGAGGAAAGGAGUGGUGAGGACAGGAGAGGAGAGGUGAGGUGAGGGGUCGGGAACUCUUGGAGAGAUCAGUGCAGUGAAGAGUAGAGCUGUUGCGAGGUCACUUGAUGUCGUCUGCUCGUCAUGGACACUGUCGAACACCCGGUAUCCGUGACAACAGCAGAGGUUAAACAACAGCCAGACGAAGACACCAAUGGAAUUGUAACCUCCCUGACUGCCACUGCUGAAGCGGCUACUGCUACUGCUACCACUGCUAUUGAAGCAGCCACUGCUGACACUGCUAUUGAAGUGGUCACAGACACUGCCGCCAUUGGGCCUGACACUACUGCUACUGCCACUGCGAAUGGGACGGGUGUUACAACUGCUGCUGCUGCUUCUGCCACUGUGAAUACCACCUGUUUCGCUACUAUUAUGGCUGCCACUGAGCCUGUCCCUGCAACCAAUGCUCCUGGGGUGGAGGGCCGAGGAUGUGUGGAUGGCAUCACAACCUCUAAGACCCUUACCUCGCCUUUGCCUGCUAACGCUACUGCUGCAACUGCUGCUGUGAUGCUGAGGACAGUCCGUGUUGAUUUGGAUGUCUUAUCCUGCGACACUGUGUCUGCCAUAAGUGCUACUGGGGUGGAGACAGCAGACUUUCUGGAUGGUGUGUUAUCCUCUGAUGUUGUGCCUGUGCCUACUACAAGUGUUACGGUGGACGGCCAAGGCUGUGUGGACUUCAGUCUCUUACCCUGCAAGACUCUGUCUGUGUCUGCUACCAGUGCUACAGGCCCAGUUGGUCAAAAGGGUCUUAGUGGUGGUGUUUUACCCUCUGGCACGGUGCCUGUGUCUGCUGCUACUACCACUGCUGCUGCUAUGGUGUUGGGAACAGGCUGUGUGGAUGAUCUUCUACUCUCUGAGUCUGUGUCAUUGGACAGAAAAGGCAUAGGCACGGCUCCAGGUCACUGUUUAAACUCCCCAGAGGUUACCACUGUUCCUACACCUCCACCUACUACUCAGGAGAUCACUACUCCUCUCACUAUUACUCCCACUACUGCUACCCCUACUCCUACUGGGGAAAGAAGUGGUAUGGACACAGCUGCAGAUGGGAGUAUCACAUGUGACAGUGGCGGUGUGUGUGGGAGCGAGUGUGGCCUUGAGUGUGUGUGUGGGAGUGUGAGUGUGUGUGAUGUGAAGUGUGUAUGUGACGGUGUGAGUGCGGUGGGGAAGCAACAUGUACAUACACACACCUCGCUCUGUACUGCUGUGGACGGCUGCUGUCUUCCGGACCUGCUAAAUGCAAGCACUGCUCUACUGCCCGUGAACACAGAGACGGGAACGGCCAUGGAGGCGGAGAGAGCACUGAGUGUAGCGCUGCGGUCUCUACAACAGGAGAUGAGGGAACGAGGACACACACCCUCACACGACGACCUGGAGACAGUCACCACCAUGAAGGAGCAGGUGGACCGUCUGAGCCAGAGGGAGCAGGAGCUGGAGAGGAGACUGCAGUGUGUGUGUGACGAGAACUCAGAGCUGAAGGAGAACAUCUCUUCACUACACACACAACUGACACUGCAGAAACAGCACAGCCAGCAGCACGCCCAGGAGGUUGCUGAGUCCCGGCGUGAGGUGAGUGUGGCGCGUGAGAGGGUGCAGUACCUGCAGCAGCAAAUAGAGGCGUUAGAGGAAGAGGUGUCGCUACAUGACAGUCGCCAUAGUAACGCAUCACUGCUGUCAGAGCUGGAGCUCAGCCUGGACACCAUCGGACUCGACAGAGAACAGGUGUCAAAGGAUGUGAUGUUGAUUCUGAGGCUGCUGCUUCCUCUCGCACAAGGCUCCCAAGAAUUGACCAUCACACACUCUCUCACACACACACAGAAUCAGGAGCAUCCUGAAACACACAAACAGACACAUACAGAACCUGAGGAGGUCGAUACACUCUCAGACACACAUACACACCCCGACACACAGUCAGAUAUACACACACACUCCGAUACACUCUCAGAUACACACACGCACUCUGAAGAGAUGGAAGUGGGGCAGGGUGACCUGCAAAGCAUGAUGGGACAACUGAAGGACCUGGCAGAAGAGUUGGCCCAGCAGUACACAUCUCAGCAGGUCAGUGGCUCCGUUGCGGGUGUGGGAACAGGCGAGUGUGAGAGCUCAGCACAGAUACAGGAGCUGACAGAACAGGUGUGUGUGUUGCGUGAGGAGAACGGUGUGUUGCGUGUGCAGUCUGAGAGGAGUAGAGUCCAGGAGGAGCAACUACAGCAGGCCAUCAAGGACAGAGACGAUGCCAUCGCAAAGAAGACCUUGAUGGAGGUGGAGUUAGUGCGCUGCAAGAAUGACAUGAUGAGCCUCAACAACCAGCUGUUGGAGGCCAUCCAGAGGAAACUACAGCUCUCACAGGAACUAGAGGCAUGGCAGGAUGAUAUCCAGGUGAUCCUGAAUCAGCAGCUGCGUACUCAGCACCAGUGGGAGCAGAGCCAGAGGAAGCCAGCGGUGGGAGAGGGGGGCGCGGGGUGGGGGGGGAACACCCUCUCUUUCCUGAGGCGCCCCUCGCGACGCAUGUCCACUGCCCCCCCACCCUGCCCCGUCGUCGCCCCCAUCCCCACCGUAUCUGCACCCUUAUCUGCACCGUCUCCAUGGACCGACUGGUUUAAGAGGGGCAAGUGAAGACUUCACAAAUAAUAACAACAGACACAAAUACUCCCACACACUGAGGGCAAAUGAGCCCUCAAACACGAAGUCACAAUAGCAUGCAUAUCGGUCCUGUAUCCAUAGUUUUGCUGUGCAGAGCCUGGCUCAAAAGGGGCAAAUGGGCACCUAAAAAUACCCACCUAGAGUAUUCUGGCGAAGUCACAAAUAGACGGUCAGCGGUAAAAGGAGCUGUUCCUGUUCCCUCUACAGCCUAGCCAUGGAGAGUGUGGAUCAAGCGGGGGAAAUGAACACCAAACAAAUACCCCCCACAUAACAAAACAUCUACAUCUUUUGGGGAUCAACUCCCUCCACUACCCUGACCCUUUAAGAAGACUGACACAAGUAAACAGGGGGCAAGUGUGCGCCACAUGUACGUAUUCUCCAAUGCAGAAUAGCACGCUGUACUAUUUGCCCAUACACACACUAGACAAGCUCCAUAAAAUGCCCGCAUGCGGUUGCAAUGGGCACUCCACGACAACUACUGUACACCAUAUUGCCUUACCGCACAUUCACACACACACACACAUACGCACGCACGCACGCACGCACACACACACACACACACACUACUUGAGCACCACUACCAAGCACAGGAGUCUACACUGCCCCCAACACAAGCACACAGAGCUGUGAUCUCACAGAUCAACACUGCAACACUGUGAAGGAGCUUUGGAACUACAUUGCAUCUGUGAAGGAGGAGGACUUGAUGUUAGCACACUAUUAGAGCUGAGUUCUUGAUGACAAUAGAUGGAAAAGUGAAAGAACAUACAGCACACACAAACACACACACACACAGACACACACACAUACACACAUGACUUGACAACAAACUACUAGAAAGAGCUAUCGCCUUGAUGACAAAAGAAGGACACAUGAAAGAAGUUGUGAAGAACACAAGCAAGAUGACUACAGGGGUCUGUGAAGGAAUCUUAACCUUGUCACGGAUUAGAUAUGAACAAGCUUUUUAUAGAAGGAAAGUGGAAGUCAAGAUGGAGCAGUGCUGAUGAGGAGACUGAACGAGAUGAGAUGCAAUAUUGAUGAAAAAGGACAGCAUGUGAAGAUGCUUCUGUAUGGGACUGAAGGAGCUUUCGAUGUGAAUGAACUUCAUCGAUGACUGUGGAAGUUGUAAAAUGAGCUUUGAUCAGAUGACUUUAGGAGCCAUGGAGGAACAUAAAUGCAGGACUGUGGAAGUGUAGAAGAAACUGAUACAAAAUGACUAGUCGAAAUGUGAAUGAACACAAAAUGGAGAAACUGUUAAGGAUUGUGGAUAGAAGGUAUUGGGAAUUGUGAAGGAACAUAACAAUCUUUGCCAGAUCAAGCGUGAAAGAGAUGAGUUAGAACACAAAGGUGUGAACAAAAACAACAUAACUAUAACACUGUGUAAGAUGUGAAGGAGUGCUGAAGAAAGUUGAGUUUAAACUACUGUAUGUUUGACAAACUAUGUUUGACAGACCUUUGAGACUUUUUUUCUCUUAUCAAAUUAAAGGUUCUGUUUUGUGUAUAAAGUUGUACUUCAUGUAAGAGAUAUGUUUUGUUAGUCAGAGAUUAUCAGUAUUUACACACAUUAACUGCUUUUAUUAUGUUGAUUAAGCUAUUGCUAUUUUAAUUGAAGAUCAAUAAGGGAACCCGUGUGUGACCAGAGAAGGCUACACUGGAUAACUGUUGUACACACACACACACACACAUACACAUUGGCCUAAACACACGCACACACACACAUGCAUGUACGCACCUUCUAACUGCGCUUGACACCUGUUGUAGACGUGACAUUGUAGCGUUCAAUAUGGCCGAGAAAUGCUUUGACUGUUCACAAAUGUGUGCAUAUGCAGCUCCUUACUAUACACUGUGUUCAUGAUGGUGCAGAGAUGACUAAAUCUGCACUGAUUUCAGCCAAUCAGGAUCAAGGAAAUGAGCCAGCAGUUUCAUGCCAGCAGCCCUGCGAUUGUCUGGGCCUGCAACUGUACAGGAAGUCCACCUGUGCCCUGAGAUGCUAGACAUGUUUUGUUUUUGAGAGAGGAAUACAGUACACUACAUACACACACUACAAUCACAGAGGGCACAGGAGGGGAAUGGGUGGAGGGAUGGAUGGAUUGAAGUAUUGAUGGAUGAAUAGAUGGGUAGAUGGAUAGAUAUGUCAUCACAGGUGCUAAAGUACUGUCACAGUAAAUGUCACUCCUGCAACAGUGAAGGCUUUUGAUGUCAGUUCCUGAAGCCGGACGUUGUCUUGCGUUCAUUUCACCUGUCUGUCAGGUGAAUAUCACCUAUUUUUCUCUCAGUGUCUCAGGUGGUACUGUAUCAUUACACAAAGACAUUCACCUUUUAGGUGUUUCUGAUGAUCAUCUUCAGUGUCUCAGGUGUGCCUAACUUGUUUCUUUAACGAGCGGCACUCACUCACCUGAAGCCUCUCUGUUCACCCCAGGAGGCCUUACCUGAUGUCUUAAAUGGCUGAUCCGGUGGCCUGUCCUUAAUCUACCUGAUGCCUUCAGUGGUUUAUCAAGGUAAACAGGCCAAUAGACAGCAUUGGUGGCAUCCAUGCCAUUCCAGUCAUGUCUAGUUGAUAUAUAUAUACAUUUCAACCCAUGCUGAUCAAAGUUCAACUUAAGCUUGUUUGUUUUUUUCUAUGUCAGUGAACACCUAUGUGUAUGUCACUGUACUGUGUAUCUUAACAGAAAAUGGCAAAUUCUGUAAAUGUGUAAUGAAGGUUAAUAUGACUGAAUACAUAUAGAACUUAUGUGUAGUUGUAUGUCUGUAGUAUUUCGAUCCUGUCUAUGAAGGGGGACGUCUGUAUAUUGUACUGUUCAUGAAAACACACAUGGUCACCUCAGAUUGUAAAAUAAAAACAAGUCAAUUUUGU
Engraulis encrasicolus (European anchovy) is the source of this 5850-nucleotide messenger RNA. Its product is annotated as BICD family-like cargo adapter 1. NCBI's taxonomy places the organism in Eukaryota, Metazoa, Chordata, Actinopteri, Clupeiformes, Engraulidae. Gene Ontology annotation, biological process: vesicle transport along microtubule; Golgi to secretory granule transport. The transcript has 9 exons. The record is from RefSeq and is a predicted model, not a curated record. Bases 444 to 2972 code for a protein of 842 amino acids.